AGCGGCGGCGGCAGCAGCGGCAUGCGGCUCCUGUUCUUGGCCGUGCUGCGGCGGCACACGGGCAACGCCGUCACGGCUCAGCGCGUCCGGGACCACCUGGAGGCCGCGGGCCACGUCUGCGUUCUCAGAGACGCCUUUGACUUUGAGAGCCCGGCUGACGUCGCCGACCUCAUCAUGGCCGAGAACGUGGAGGCGGCGCUGGCGCUCCACCUGUACAGGGGCGGCCGACUCCUGCAAGGUCACCGAGUCCCUUUCGGAAUCAUCUUUGGAGGAACUGACUUGAACGAAGAUGCCAACCAGGAAGAGAAGAGCAGAGUCAUGGGCCGUGUCCUCGAGGAGGCCAGGUUUGCUGUCGCCUUCACAGAGCCCAUGAAGGAAAUGGCGCAAAGGCAGUGGCCGCACGCGAAGGGUAAGAUCUACGUCCAGAGUCAAGGCAUCACCACGACGCCCAGCGCUGCCUUCAACUGGAGCACCUUUCUUCAGCGCGCAGACAUACACCGGAGUGCUGACGGCCUGCGCGUGUUCCUGCUCAUCUGUGGGCUUCGGCGAGUCAAGGACCCCCUGUACUUGGUGGACGCCUUUUCAGAGUGGCACCGGGAGGACCCGAGCGUGUUCUUCCUCAUCGUGGGCCCCGAGGUCGACCCCGUGUUCACCCAGGAAGUGAAAGCCGCCGUGCAGAGGGCGCCGGGCGUGCGGCUGACCCGGGAGCUGCCGCAGGACGAGCUGCACGCCGCGGUGAGGAACUGCUGUGCCGUGGUGAACAGCUCCGUGUCGGAAGGCAUGUCGGCCGCCAUCCUCGAGGCCAUGGAUUUGGAAGUCCCGGUGCUGGCCAGGAACAUCCCCGGGAACGCCGCCAUGGUGAAGCACGGCGUGACGGGGCUGCUGUUUUCGGACCCUCAGGAGUUUGUUCAGUUGGCCAAGAGACUGAUCCGUGAUCCCACACUGGAAAGGGAACUCGUGGCCAACGGGAAGGAGUACGUGCGGCUCAGUCACUCAUGGCAGGUGGAGCGAGACGUGUACCGCAACCUCGUCGGGAAGCUGAAGGGGGGCAGCGAGGACUGAGGAUGAAGCCCUGCUCCCGUCACCGGCCCCCAGACGCCUGGGCAGCCCGGGCGGCCGGCGCCAGGCCAGUCCACGCCAAGCCCGUCUCCUGCCACUCACGGAGUCCCCGGGAUGCCAUGCCCACCCCAGAGCUCUCUGCUUGGAUUCCACCCAUGGUGCCCGCUGCCCAGACCUGGUGCAGGUGCGCCAGCUGGCUGAACCCAGAGGGAAAGGGGUGUGUGUGUGUGGGGGGUAGAUGAACCGCGAAGACUGUUGUGUGGACAAGAGGCUCAUUCUCAGGCCGUCCCAGUGUAGACCGGCUGUGCCGGGUUCUGAGAGGGAAGGAGACGCCCAUCAUUGCCAGUUCAAAAAGCAAA
Molecule: messenger RNA, 1418 nt
Organism: Lepus europaeus (European hare)
Lineage: Eukaryota; Metazoa; Chordata; Mammalia; Lagomorpha; Leporidae
Gene: GLT1D1
Product: glycosyltransferase 1 domain containing 1
Exons: 12
Coding region: 22-1062 (346 amino acids)
Molecular function (GO): glycosyltransferase activity
Source: RefSeq, a predicted model, not a curated record